AUGUUCUCAAUAUUAUUCUAUAUUAUUCAGCAUCUCUUCAUAGUUGAGCAGCGAUUUUUUUGGCCUGAAGGUAAAACUGGUACCCUUGGCCCAUUGGGCCCGGAUGAAAUGACAAUGACUGUAUGUUCUGAGUUGGGACUUGACAAAGCGUCGUUGUUGGGCGCACAUUCCGGCAGAUACGAUCGUGAAUGCACCACAGUUGCGUGGGCCUUUUCAAAAUGUAUGUAUGCAUUUGAAGACCAACGGAAGGAUGGAUGGAUCGAGGCUUGCGGUCAGUGGGUUUUCCGUGUGAUUCCUAAACUGGACUGA
Molecule: messenger RNA, 309 nt
Organism: Protopolystoma xenopodis
Lineage: Eukaryota; Metazoa; Platyhelminthes; Monogenea; Polystomatidea; Polystomatidae
Source: the annotation of a GenBank genome assembly